CACUUUAUCUUCUUCUUGCCCUAACCCUGGCCUUAACUCUCGUCUAGGGUUAGGGUUUGUUGCCCACUUUUCCCAAUUUCUCAGCCCUUUGAUGUUAUUUAAUGAUUUCUCUUUGUUAUCUCUCAUUGUUGCUCUGUUUACCAGCUCGAGAUCAGUACUCUGCAAAGUUGAGGACUUUUGGUGCUUGAAUUGAGGGAUUGGUGGUGGUAAUCUCAGUCUCUUUGCGGAGUUGGAAGGUUGGUGAGUGAGUGUCGGUGGAGUACUGGUAGUGGAAAAUGUCAAGUGGUGGGACGCACUGGUGCCACCAGUGUCAGCAGACAAUCCGUCCUCGUGAUCGGAAUUUGGUCUGCCCAAACUGUGAUGGGGGUUUCAUAGAAGAACUCAAUGAGAUGCAUGGUAUUGGGAGCACAUUCGAUCUCCCCAGAAUGUUCAUGGACAGACGUAGGGGUAAUCCUGUGGGACUCAUGGAAGCAUUAACAACGUUUAUGAGCCAUGGUAUGGGAGCUAGAAAUCGCGAGGUUGAUGUUCGGGGCCGGACCAAUAGUUUCCCUGACCCGAGGAUGGGGUUUGGGGAUGGUCCUUGGCUGAUUUUUCAGGGGCAUCUUCCUUCUCGAAUGGGUGAUAAUGGAGGGUUUGAUUUCCUCAUCAAUGGAGGUCAUGGUUUUGGUAUGAGACGGGCUGAUGCCGCUGACUACUUUCUUGGACCGGGGUUGGAUGAAUUGAUUGAGCAGCUGAGCAGAAAUAAUCGUCAUGGACCACCUCCAGCUUCAAGAUCUGCUAUUGAUGCUUUGCCUACAAUAAAAAUUAGUCAGAAGCAUCUUCGACGUGAUUCACAUUGCCCCGUUUGCAAAGAGCAGUUUGAGCUGGGUUCUGAAGCUCGGGUGAUGCCUUGUAAACAUAUAUAUCACUCUGAUUGUAUUGUUCCCUGGUUGGUGCAGCACAAUACUUGCCCUGUUUGCCGCCUUGAGUUGCUUCAUCCGGGCUCUGCUCGCAACGCAGGCACAAGAUCAAGUAAUAGUUCAGCUGGCAGUGGGAGUAGCAGCAGUGGUUUAAGAGGUAAUUCCAUGGGAACAGAAAGUGAUGGUGAUAGGAAUGGGAGGCGGAACCCGUUCUCGUUUCUUUGGCCCUUCCGUACGUCCAAUUCUAAUCCUGGUUCUCACCAACAUGAGUCGGGAGGGAGCAAUUCUGCUUCUGUUCCCGAGGACAAUAACCAUCCAAUGACCUAUUCUGGAUGGCCCUUUGACUGAAAAGCUCAUCCCUGAAGUCAUCUAUUGUCUGGCUUUUCUCCCUGUAAUCAUAGUUCAGUUUUCACUAUUCCUGCUCAAAUGUGCUUGCACUUUACUUAGUGGCAUGUAAGUUUUUAAGAACCUCAUUCAAAGUAACAAAAUAAUUGCAUCCUGUUUGUCUCAUCUCAAGUUUCUUGUAGACACAUGUUUUGCUACUCUUAAUCUCUGAGAAGCUAUAAAUACUUUGGAAUGUUUGCAUC
Messenger RNA from Dioscorea cayenensis subsp. rotundata (Guinea yam), 1486 nucleotides. Its product is annotated as probable E3 ubiquitin-protein ligase RHC1A. The record is from RefSeq and is a predicted model, not a curated record. Bases 276 to 1247 code for a protein of 323 amino acids. Gene Ontology annotation, molecular function: ubiquitin protein ligase activity. The transcript has 2 exons. NCBI's taxonomy places the organism in Eukaryota, Viridiplantae, Streptophyta, Magnoliopsida, Dioscoreales, Dioscoreaceae. Gene Ontology annotation, biological process: protein ubiquitination. Gene Ontology annotation, cellular component: cytoplasm.